Molecule: messenger RNA, 5616 nt
Organism: Mesitornis unicolor (brown roatelo)
Lineage: Eukaryota; Metazoa; Chordata; Aves; Mesitornithiformes; Mesitornithidae
Gene: MTCL1
Product: microtubule crosslinking factor 1
Exons: 13
Biological process (GO): regulation of autophagy; microtubule bundle formation; establishment or maintenance of epithelial cell apical/basal polarity
Cellular component (GO): lateral plasma membrane; microtubule bundle; midbody
Molecular function (GO): microtubule binding
Source: RefSeq, a predicted model, not a curated record
AGUUCCCUGAAAAGAAGAGGCAGCAGAGAAAUCCACAAAGAAAAAAAGACAUUUACCCAGAAUUGCAAAACGGAGCUUCUUGGAAAAUACCAGGCACCAGGCAAAACACAAAGAAAAGUGGUUCUCCAGUGCAAGGAGGACAGCGCUGAUUUGAAGUGCCAGCUCCAGUUUGCCAAAGAGGAGGCAGCGCUGAUGCGGAAGAAGAUGGCCAAACUGGGGAGGGAGAAGGACGAACUGGAGCAGGAGCUCCAGAAGUACAAGUCCAUCUAUGGAGAUGUGGACAGCCCCCUGCCUACUGGUGAGGCAGGAGGGCCGCCCAGCACCAGGGAGGCUGAGCUGAAGCUUCGUUUGAAGCUGGUGGAGGAGGAAGCCAACAUACUGGGCAGGAAAAUAGUGGAACUGGAGGUGGAGAACAGGGGGAUUAAAGCUGAGAUGGAGGAUAUGAGGUGCCAGUACGAAAAAGAGUGUCUCAGCAGGGACCACAUUUCAAGCAUUCCUACCUCACCCUACGGUGACUCUGUGGAGUCGGCCACGGAGCUGCGCCGGCACCUGCAGUUUGUGGAAGAGGAAGCAGAACUGCUGAGGCGGUCAAUCUCCGAAAUCGAGGAUCACAACAAGCAGCUAACGAACGAGCUGAACAAAUUCAAGUUUGAACCAGGCCAGGAGCCAGGCUGGUUGGAUGACGCGACAUCCAAGUGUGGUGGCCCCUUGCAAGAGGAGCUGAAGUCAGCCAGGUCGCAAAUUAAUGAGCUGAGUGGGAAGGUGAUGAAGCUCCAGUAUGAGAACAGGGUCCUGAUGUCCAAUGUCCAGCGUUACGAUCUUGCCUCUCACCUGGGCCUGCGCACUUCCAGCCCCAGGGACAGCGAUGCUGACAGCGAUGCCGGGAAGAAGGAGAGUGACAGCGAAGAGAGUCGCCCACCCCAGCCAAAGAGAGAGGGGCCCAUUGGGGGUGAGAGUGACUCUGAAGAAGUUUAUGAGAAGACGUCAGGUUUUGGGAGUGGGAAGCCAUCGGAAGUCAGUGACCUGUGCUCCACCGAGCUCAUGAGAGUGAAAGAGGACACCGAGUCCUUAAUCAACAUCAAACGUGAGGCUGAGAGGCUUGAAAGGACAGUGGAUCGCCUUAUCACCGAUACGGACAGCUUGAUUUAUGAUGCAAAGGUGCACAUAACCAGCAGCUCAUCCACUGAGCAGGAUUUCAAGAGUGGUGAGGAAAGGGGAGAAGAUAAGCAAGAACCAGAGCUUCUGGACACCAUUAACUCCAGGAUGAAAGCUUUCCGGAAAGAGCUGCAGACCUUCCUGGAGAAAGUUGAUCACAUUGGGGAGGGCCUUAAGGAGCAGAUGGAAGACCUCUCACCUCUUCCCCAUCUCACAGAGUCUUCCAGUUUUCUAUCCACAAUGACGUCCAUGUCUCGAGACUCUCCCAUUGGUAACCUGGGGAAGGAUUUAAUCACCGAUUUCCAGUCCAAACUGAGGGAUCAGAUGGAGUGGCAGCUCAAACAAGAUCGUGGAGAGGAGCGAGAGAUUCACCACCAGCGAGCCACCACCGACCCACACCGCAGAGCUGAUGGAGACAUUAAACUCUACAGGCCAGGAGACAAGGGCUGUUUCAGUCUAGAGAAUGUAUCGAUACAGGAGCUUCAGGCUCAGCUUGAGCAGGAGACGAGACUUCACCGAGAGGAACAAGAAAAGUUUACAGAAAGGAUCAUCCAGCUGGAGGAGGAGCACAUGCAGACCCUGCGAAGGAAAGACUUGGAAGUGCAGAGCUUGACUUUGCAGAACAAACUGGAGGAGAAGACCUGGAGCCAGGAGAAAAAUCUGCUGCAUCAAGAACUCAGGCAUUUCAAGCAGGACACCUUUCUCCUGUAUGUCAAACUGAAGUGGCUGCUGAAACAUUGGCGGCAAGGCAAGCGAAUGGAGGAGGAAAGGGAGGACACCUUGGAGAUGGAGCAACCUGAGGCCCUCACAGACUUUGGCAUUCAGUCACAGCAGAAGGCAGAUGAUGGAGAGCGAGAGGAGGAGGAAGAGGAUGUCGUGUUUGCACUGACAGAUUUCUCCCAGCGUCCCACCAUGGAGAGCACUGAACAUGGACCACAGCUGCAGACUGCAGAAUUACUGCAGCAGCAGAAGCAGGCAGGUGAAAACCGGAAGCUGCUGAAUGCUCUGAAGACUUUGCUGGAUGACUUCCGCUCAGAGCUGCGGGAUGAGGAGCGUGAGCGCCAGGGCCUCCAGCAGCAGUAUGCCCUGCACAAGGCAGCCUGGGAGGUGGAAAUGACUGAACUGAAGUGCCACAUCGAGCAGGAGCACAAGAAGCUUCUGGCUGAGAGUCAUGGUGUGGUGAUGGACCUCCGCUGGCAAAUCCAGCACAAUGAGAAGAACUGGAACCGGGAAAAGGUGGAGCUCCUGGACAGGCUAGAUAGAGACCGGCGAGAAUGGGAGCGUCAAAAGAAGGAGCUACUCAGGCGCAUAGAGCAGCUUCAGAAAGAAGUGAGCCCGCGAAGAGGAAGUGGUUUUCUGUGCGACCAGAAGGAGAGUAGCCUUCGUUCAUUUACGACCCAGGGGAACCAUCAUGUGCCUCGUCCAAUGGGGUCCCGAUCCUACUCUGACUCGGACGCCAUUCAGUUUGACGAUCGGUCACUGUCUAAGCUGAAGGAGAGUGAUCGGUGCAGCGCCACAGAAAACCUCUUUCUGGAGUCGCUGUCUCUUGAUUCCCCCGAUGAGUCUGAUGAGUACCGGUCUCGGCAGCUGGAGCGGGAGAAAUUCCUGAUGGGAUUAACAGAAGAGGAGGAAACACACAAAGGAAAUCUUCAAAGGGCGAUGUCCGUUUCUUCCAUGUCAGAAUUUCAACGCCUGAUGGAUAUUUCUCCAUUUCUGCCAGAAAAAAACUUGCCUUUGUCCAGCAGCAAAGAUGACAUAACCCCUCCGCUGUCUCCUGAUGAUCUGAAAUACAUUGAAGAGUUCAACAAAAAUUUGGAUUACAGUAACACUAGGAACCAUGGUGGGGCCACAGAGAAGCCUGCAGAAGGCUGGGCAGAAAGGACAGAAAUUGGUAAAGCAGGGAAUGAUCCUGCUUCAGAUCCCUUCCAGGCUUCAUCAUGGUACCUCACCACCAGUGUCACUAUGACAACCAACACCAUGACCAGCCCAGAGCACUGCCAGAAGCAGCCAACAAGGAGUCACGGUGUAACCGAAAAAAUGGGAGUUCGGGUCUUUCACAGCCCACCAGUUGUCCGUAGGUUUGAUAACUCAGUGAUAGCUGGCAGCGAAGGGAAAAACCAGGUUGAGCCAGACUUCCUGUUUUCUGUGACCAAAGCUAUGGGAAAUGUCACUGAGACAAAAGGUGCUCCCUCAGAUAUGUUUGGAAGAUGGUCUUGCGACCUGACCAAACAUCAUAAGGAUUUUCUGGAGGGUGGUCUUCAUCCCAUCGAACGUCCUAUUUGCACUACUGUGGGCUUUGCCUCACCCUUGCACAGCUUGGAGAUGUCCAAAAACAUGAGUGAUGAUAUGAAGGAGGUCGCUUUCUCUGUCCGAAAUGCAAUACGCUCUAACUCGAAUUCAGCAGAGCCUCAGUUUAAGGACACCGCCUGUCAAACCAAUGGUAUGAGAACAACAGGGACACAGACCACCCAAACCAUCAGUGUUGGCUUGCAGACGGAAACCCUGCGCAGUAUCACCAGCAGUCCUCACAAGUGUCUGACACCAAAGGGGGGGUCCACGCCUGUAUCUUCACCAUCCAGAAGCCUAAGAAGCAGGCAAGUGACCCCCGUCAUUGAAAAGGUCCAGGCUAAGUUUGAACGCACAUGCUGCUCCCCCAAAUACGGCUCUCCAAAGUUGCAAAGAAAAAUCCUUCCCAAAUCAGACCAGCCAAAUAACCGGACUUUGCCUGGCACACCUCAGAAAGGAUUCAGUGAGUCGGCUUGGGCAAGAUCGACUACUACAAGGGAGAGUCCUGUCCACACCACCAUCAAUGAUGGCCUCUCCAGUUUGUUCAACAUCAUUGACCAUAGCCCCAUCUUUCAUGAGACCUUCCAAAAAAGCCCCAGGUCUAGCAGCCGGUCCAGGUCAGCAGAACCCAGACCAGAACUGAGCCCAGUGCAGGAGCCAUGUACAAAUGCCCGUGGCAGAUCACCCAGUCCUCUCCGGCUGGGGACAGAGAUGCAAAAGGAAGAAGGGACUGAAGUGACAAGUAUCAGGCAGGACUUAUCUGCUCCUCCAGGGUAUACACUUACAGAAAAUGCUGCCAGGAUCUUGAAUAAGAAACUUUUGGAGCAUGCCUUAAAGGAAGAGAGAAGGCUACCUUCACACAGCCCACCAAAUCUUAGCAAUGGCAACAGCACAGGAGAAAUUGUCAAAGUAGAUCCAGGGUCCAUAGAGGAACUACCUUGUUCUGCACUAGCCCCGUCCCUCCAACCCUGCUUCUCCCGGCCAGAGAGACCAGCGAACCGGCGCCCACCGUCACGAUGGGCUUCACAUUCCCCUACUGCCUCACAGUCGCAGUCCACCGGAGACCUGACUCCCUCGGAGGAGAGCGGAAGCAAGGAGCUGGUGGCAGAGACCCCCAGCCAGGGAGGCGAGCCGGCCUGACGCCACAUGGGAAUACAGGGAGGGGGGCUGCGACUCACCUCCACCAGGUCGCCCGCCAGCCGUCUCUGCCGCCAAGGAGAGAGGUCCGCUUGGAGAGGUCAAAGAAUGUUCUCAGACGCAGCUGCUGAAUGUCCGACCUGGGAAACAAGAGGUGUUUCUAGAAUGAAACAGUUAAUGUGCCUGUAAUAACUUAAUUUUUUUUCAUAGCUGAGAAAACUAUUUUUGUCUCCAUCUUUUCUACAUACAGUAUAUUAACAAAAAAAGGGUAAAAAUGAUAUAAAGUAAGAUUUAAAAUAAAAUGUAAAUUAAGUUUUAAGGGAAUUUGAAUACGUGCUCGCGCUCUCUCCAAAUACUGACUGCCUUUUGGUUAUAUUUGCACUGUUAUGUUUUCGAUUUUGAUUUCUGGGUUUUUUGGGUUGUUGGGUUUUUUUUGUUUCAUGUAAAACUAGGGUCUUAAGUUAAUCUUAAUCUAUUUUAAUGUCAGUGUUACCGUUUUUUAAAAGUAAGGUUCUUAAAGAUGCUUCAACUGUCUGAAGCAAUACCUUUUAAGUAGUGAAGAAAGCCAUUAAGCUAGUUCACUAGACUUGUACGAAUUGAGAUGGAGGGGAACACAGGUAAACACAAGAAAAAGUGUAAAAAAAAAAAAGAAUGCCUCAGAAAGUCUUACGGAGUUAGCUGUAAAAUACACCUACAAUACUUGACUUGCAUGCCUCUGGGUCCUCGCACUUUAGUGCAUGUACAUACUGCUACUGUACUUCUACCAUCACAUAAAUGUGAGUCAAUCUGUUUCACUGUAAUAUUGUUGUGAAUUUACCUGUACUGUACUUUUAUUGUUGGUAUCCUUGCAUUGACUAUACAAAAAGAGUUUUUAAAUUAUUGUUAGCAGUUCAACUGGCUAUGUACAGCGUUUACUGAGAACUUCCUUCGUUUUGGGAAUACCACAAAGAUCUCUGGGCAUACUAAAUUGUAAUUGGUCUUGUUUAAGAGUCUGUUGGAGACCAUGUGAUGUGGAAAUAAAACCCUCAGUAUUUACAA